AUCAUGCGCCACAGCGUCACUAUCUAUUUCGUCCUUUUAAAUAAUUCGAACCAGAAGCAAGUCCAAUCUUUUUAAUUUUUUUCCCUCUGAUUUUCGUUUAUUCUUUUUAAAUUUAUUAGUAAUUCUUUUUUAAAUUUCUUUUUCUAAAUCUAUGUCCAAUUCAUCGCCAAUUAAUUAGAGCCGACAUGCCGGCGCCGCCGAUUUAGACACCGAGAAUCUAUCAAUCUCUCAGAUCUGUAGUACUAGCGUCACUUUCAGGCCUGGUGGUGAGUGGUGUCUUUGUGACUGCAAAGGGGGCAGGGGAGGGGAGCUGUAUUGAAACUAUAUUUUGUGAUGACCAGAUGAUUAGAACUGAUGUUAUUGGCAGUGGAAGGAGGAGGGUUUUUCUCUUCUUCAGCUUCUGGGUAUAGCAAGGGCCUGACCCUUCUUCUCUUGGGUCAGAGGCACGAAGAUAAACCCAUGAGAGUUGCGCCGUGGAAUCAGUACCAGUUGGUGGAAAACGAACCAGAUCCUGACCUCCAGCUGGCUUCCUUGAAGAACCGGCUUUCCCGCGGGUGCGCUUCCUUUGUUUGCUUUGGUCGCGCUUCCGCAGGGCUUGAUUCUCCAUCGCCUCUCAAGGUAGGUCCUGCCCAGCAGCAGGAUGUCUUGCCGGAUCCUCUUGUUGCUGAUAAGGAUAAAGAUAAUACGACUGAACUCGAAGGUGAUAACAAUGUAAGAAGAGUUAUGCUUAAGAGUAGCUUGAAGAAGCCAACAAAUAGCAUUCCAGUUCCUGUUGAAAAUGCAAAUCAACACAACACGCUGGGUGAGAAAGGUAGUAAUAUUCCUGGUCAUGCAGAAAGGAGAAAAGUGCAGUGGACAGAUGUUUGUGGGAGUGAGCUUGCUGAAAUCAGGGAAUUUGAGCCAAGUAUACCUGCAAUCUUGUGCUGAAAGGAGAUUUGAUCCUAUGGCAGUGAAACGGCUGGAUCAGAUGAUGAAUUCGACAAUGCAGCUGAAAGAAGUUGUUCAUGCGUGAUUAUGUGAUUGAUCCUAUUAAUAAAACAUUUUGUGAGCAAGUUUUCCAGGGAAGUGAGAGGGCAACAUGCAUAUCGCUACUCACGGAAAUUAUGAUACUUUCUCCCUGGACCAACUGAUUCCUUGGUAAAGGAAAAGCAAGUAAUCGGGUCAAUAGGAAAUACAACUUCACCAAGGAGCUCAAUGUCUGGCCUACUAGCAUACCUGGUGGACUCUGAUCAUUUGUAUCUAUAUUUAAUUGAUGAGGAUUUCAAUUUUGUUACUCUGAUCUUCUCUUUGCUUGGUUAAAUUAUUUUUCCUGUGACUGCCUUGUCCAUGAUAUUUCUUUCUGUCUUAAAAUUGAUGUGUUAUAAUUUCUUUUUUCCCUUUCA
Molecule: messenger RNA, 1382 nt
Organism: Ricinus communis (castor bean)
Lineage: Eukaryota; Viridiplantae; Streptophyta; Magnoliopsida; Malpighiales; Euphorbiaceae
Exons: 3
Coding region: 355-927 (190 amino acids)
Source: RefSeq, a predicted model, not a curated record